AUGUCUCGGUCCAACGACCCAGGACACUACUUCCAGACCACCUCCGCGCUCGAGGAGACGGCGCGCAAGGCAGCCAAAUCGAAGAACGACCAGGGCAGCCCGUUCAAGCUGCCCUCUAAGAUCCUCGCUGUCGUUGCAGACCCGCAGGAUGCGAGCCAAGUCUACGUCGCCGAGGCCGCCGGCAACGUGAAGCGGAUCAACCUCGAAACUAGGAAGGUAACCAAGACCUUCGCUGGCCCGGUAGCGCCCCUCACAUCGCUCGCCGUCUCGCCGAGGACCGACACUGCCUACGCGGGAUGCUGGGACAAGUCGGUGUGGUCGUGGACACUGUCGACAGGCAAGCUGGCACAGCGAUUCCAGGGCCACAGCGACUUCGUCAAGGCCGUUCUGCCAUUCACCUUGCAAGGCAAAGCGCUGCUCGUGUCUGCUUCGGCAGACGCAAGCAUUAUCGUGUGGGAUGCGGCAACUGGCCAGAAGCUGCACACGCUGAAGGGACACACACGGGGGAUUCUUGCACUCACGCUCGACACGACAGACUACGAGCCCAACAAAGAUUCAGCCACAGUGUUCAGUGCUGGCAGCGACCGAGAGAUCCGGCGUUGGAACAUUGGCUUUGCCUCGGCCUCGGAGAUCGAGCCGUCGCCAGUCAUUGCGCACGAGACGAGCAUCGACGCUGUACACUUCGACUCAGACGGAGACCUCUGGACUGCCUCUGCGGAUAAAACCGCCAAGUGCCUUUCGAGGGGCAGAAACUGGGACGAAGACUCGGCGUUCGAGCAUCCUGACUUUGUACGCGACGUGGCCGUUGACGAAGAUGGAGGCUGGGUUGCUACCGCCUGCAGAGAUGAGGAGGUCCGCGUAUGGGAGAAAGGCAGUGGCAAGCUGCAUCACACUUUCUCCGGACAUUUCGAAGAGGUCACUGGACUGAUCCUGCUGCCUGGUCAGAGACUUGUCAGUGUGAGUAUCGACGCGACCGUUCGACAGUGGAGCCUGAAGGCACCUGAGCUGGCCAAGGCAGUCAAAGAGGCUGAGGAUGAACACCUGGGUAAGACAAAGGAGAAGGAGCCCGAGAAGAAAGAGGGCGUCAUGACCGCCGAGGAAGAAGCGGAAUUGGCCGAACUCAUGGAAGAUAGCGACUAG
Messenger RNA from Didymella exigua CBS 183.55, 1140 nucleotides. RefSeq names its product WD domain-containing protein. The transcript is spliced from 3 exons. Gene Ontology annotation, molecular function: protein binding. Gene Ontology annotation, biological process: negative regulation of transcription by RNA polymerase II. The coding region runs from base 1 to 1140 and encodes 379 amino acids. The record is from RefSeq and is a predicted model, not a curated record. NCBI's taxonomy places the organism in Eukaryota, Fungi, Ascomycota, Dothideomycetes, Pleosporales, Didymellaceae. Gene Ontology annotation, cellular component: nucleus; transcription repressor complex.